AGGGGGGCAGCAGAGGGGGGAUGAUGUCAUGGUUUGUAGUCCGCGCAUGGAGGAGGAAGAUGGUCGCAGCCCUCGUCUUCCUCCGUUCCAGCCUCCAUCAGCAGUCUCCCCGGCUCUUUCCUUUGUAAGCUCGGAGGAGGAGGAUGCCAUCGCGCGCGCCGCAUCCGUCCUGACGGAAGCCUGUGAGUUCAUCGUCCGCUGCGGGUAAACGGUGACAUGGAGCGGCUCCUCACACGCAGCAUCGGACCGAGCUCGGUCCGGCUGCUGGUCCUUCUCGGAUGCGUGGAGGAGCUCGUUCCUCCCAGAAAGGAGGAGGACUAGAGACUCGUUGAAGGGAGUCGACGGACAGCGGCGGCGGAUCGGCAGCACUCCCGUUUUCCACAUUUCAACCAUGGCAGCGAAGUCGGACGGGGUGCUGAAGAUGAAGAAGAGCGACGUGGCCUUCACCCCGCUGCAGAACUCGGAGCACUCGGGCUCGGUGCAGGGGCUCCACCCGGGCGAGCAGCCCGACUCGGCGUGCACGGACGGAGACUUCAUCAACGGGGAGUCGCGCUGCUGCGGCGGGGUGGGCUCGAACUCGACCUGCCUCCGCCUGGGCGCGGAGCUGCAGCAGUACUCUCUGUGGGACUGCCUGUGGAUCCUCGCCGCGGUGGCCGUGUACGUAGCCGAUGUGGGCACCGACGUGUGGCUGUCGGUGGACUACUUCCUCCAUGGCGACUACUGGUGGUUCAGCCUGACGCUGUUCUUUGUGAUGCUGGGCUCGUUCUCGGUGCAGCUGUUCAGCUUCAGGUGGUUCGUUCACGACUUCAGCACCGAGGACAGCGCCGACCCCGCCGUGGAUUGCUUCCACGUGGACGGGAAGAAGCUCCUCAGCGGCUCGGCCUCUCACGGAGAUGUGACGGCGCAGCAGCAUCCGGCGGCGCCGCAGAGGCAGGCGUCGACCGCCAGCAAGAACACCGCGAGCAACAGCACCGCGAGCGCCAGGAACAGGAGGCGCUCGCGACACUACACCUUCUGCAUCUGGUUCGGACAGUCCGUCAUCCACAUCCUGCAACUGGGUCAGAUAUGGAGGUACCUGCGCACCAUCUACCUGGGUGUGCGGAGCCGGCAGAGUGCAGAGACCGAGCGCUGGCGCUGGCACUGGAAGAUGGUGUACGAGUUUGCAGACGUCAGCAUGCUUCAUCUCCUGGCCACAUUCCUGGAGAGCGCUCCACAGCUGGUUCUGCAGCUCUGCAUCAUCAUCCAAACGCACAAGCUGCAGGCUGUUCAAGGGAUGACCGCAGCUGCCUCUCUCGUCUCUCUUGCCUGGGCUCUGGCCUCCUACCAGAAAGCCUUGCGAGAGUCUCGAGAUGACAAGAAGCCCAUUAGCUACCUUGCUGUCAUCAUCCAGUUCUGCUGGCACUUCUUCACCAUUGCAGCCAGAGUCAUCACCUUCGCUCUGUUUGCCUCAGUGUUCCAGCUGUACUUUGGCAUCUUCAUUGUCCUGCACUGGUGCAUCAUGACCUUCUGGAUUGUCCACUGUGAGACUGAUUUCUGCAUCAGCAAAUGGGAGGAGAUUGUUUUCGACAUGGUUGUUGGAAUCAUCUAUAUUUUCUCCUGGUUUAAUGUGAAGGAGGGACGGACAAGGUGCCGACUUUUCAUCUACUACUUGGUGAUCCUUGUGGAGAACGCUGCGCUCAGCGCGUUGUGGUAUCUGUACCGGAUGCCGAAGACCACGGACGCCUUUGCAGUCCCAGCACUCUGCGUCAUUUUCAGCAGCUUCUUGACUGGUGUGGUUUUCCUGCUCAUGUACUAUGCUUUCUUCCAUCCCAACGGGCCUCGCUUUGGACGUUCCCCAAGUGGCCAGGGACUUAAUCUGGAUCCAACUGCUCAGUUCUCCACCCUCCCCUCUGAGGGCGCCACUAACUCUCUGCGCUCCAGCCGAGGUGCCAGCUCCACUCUGGAGCGCGACGCAGGAAAGUACUCUGAGCGUGACGGCUGCAUGCCAGUGUUUCAGGUCAGACCCACAGUCCCAUCCACGCCAUCGUCUCGUGCUCCCCGUUUAGAAGAGACAGUCAUUAAAAUCGACCUGUGUCGGAACCGUUACCCUGCCUGGGAGCGCCACGUUCUGGACCGCGGCAUACGGAAAGCCAUCCUGGCUGUGGAGUGUUCAGUGACCCCUCCUCGUCUGCAGUACAAAGACGACGCUCUGGUGCAGGAGCGAUUGGAAUAUGAGACCACGUUAUAACUCCUCCCACUGAUCAGCAGCAGACGCCUUCCGAAUAACAGAGACUAAGCAAGAUUGUUUCCAAUAUCAAUCUACAUUUUUGUCCAGUUCAGUUUUUUUCUUAUUUGUCACCCAACAUCAUCGCCCCCUCCCCCCAAAACAGCACAAGUUCAGUCGACAUCCUAAGAUGUUGUGGGACGGUGCACAGGGUGCUUUCUUCACUCAUCAGGAGAGUCCUCGUCAAAUGGAAUUACGAAACAAGAGGAUAAAAGAGGCCUGAACCUAAAAGGCUCCAGUGUGAUCCAGAAUGGAAAGUAGUUCCAAACCAUCUGCUGCUGCGUGACAGUCCUGACAGGAAGAUCCCAGCAGCCACAGCACACGGGCAUUUCCUUCACAACAACACAUACUUAGUGCCAAAAGGGUUUCUGGGAAAACUCUUCUUAAGUCUUUGGAUUUUCAGAUGGAGAGCAGCUCAGAAAAUCCUUUUCUUUUGUUCUCAUGGGUCUGGUUGGAAACUAAAGUAGUUUAAAUGGCUGACAAACGAUGGUCAAAAUAGCUUUUUUUAACCCAUUAUUUCUGUUUUAAGAAUAUAAAAUAAAGUAAAACAGUCUAAAUGGAGGAGAGCUGGUCAGAGUGGAUGAAACCUGCUGAAAUGUUGGCCUGUGAUCCUUCAUCCUCAACAGAACAAGUCAAAACCCCAUAAAUGCCAAGAAAAAGGAAACUUCUUUUGGCACCACCGCCUAGCUGUCCUGUGAGCUUGGCAGUGCAUUGGUGCUGAGGAAACUGAUGGUCGCUUGUCCACGGAGGAGAAUAAGUAAAUGCAGAAGAUGAAGGAUGAAGAACAAGAACAGAAGUGCGUCCAUCUCUGAAGGCCUGAACUAUGCACCAGGAUGUACAGCUCACUGCUGGGACAGACGGCGUUUUCUUAUUCUGAGACAAUGUGGAGGGCACUGAAGUCAUCCUAACUCUUUGUGUGGUAAUUGUGUUGGUAUCUGGAACAUUGUGUGUAUGAGUGUGUGUGUGUGUACAUAUGUUUUUGUUUAGUUGUAAGGACCUGCCCCAAUGGUUGACAAACAUUGUGAACAUUUAGCGUGUUCCCCAGAACUUUAAAGACGUCUUUAUUUAGGGGUUGGGACUAGAACCGGGGUUUUGUUAGGGUGGAUUUGCAAAGGUUAACAUUAGGUUUAGAUGUAGAUGGGAAUGGAAACGCCUCAGAGGGGUAGACAGACCAGCAUGUGUGUUUGUAAGUGUAGACUUGGAUACUUAAAUUGGCUCUUUACUCUCAUCAGAAGUCAUUCACUGAGAAAAAGGUUGUAUUUUUUUGUGAUAUUUUUUAACAAAGCAGAGUAUCAGGCCACACAGCACAGGUCCUCUCUGAAAACUCAAUUCAGGACCAGAAACAACAGGCUUGAAGCAUCACGACUGAAAUACAGAGCCAGAAAGUCCACGGCCUGCAGCAGACCUGGUAGGCCACGUUGACAUUGCAACUGAGCAAGUUAACCUGGUUGGAAACAUAACAUUAAUUUUUCUAAAAGCAGGCACGUCGUGCAACAGAACAAAAUAAAACAUACUAUGUCGUGCUAGGACUUAGUGGGGCUCAUGGCAAUGCAAUCAAGGUUCUGCAAAGCUGAGCAGGGCCAGUUAAAGAAAGGCAAGGCAGUCCUAGCCAGGCCAGGAUAAACAAGGCUAAGUAAGGCUGAACAAAAAUCACUGAGAGUUAGCAAGAUUUGCCAGUGUUGGGACAAGUUAGGGUUAGUGAGGAUCAUUGACUUGGUGCGCUUGAUCUAGUAAUCAAAGGGUUGCCACUUGGUGACGUGCAGCACUGAGACUUUGUUUUUUAACACCUAUUUGACCGAAGUUCCAACUGAGGCAAGUUUUAUGCAACAGAAAACUUUGAGACACAGCAGCAGGUGUUUGUUUAGGUCAUCCUGCUGCAACAAGCAUUAGGACCAAGACAAAUAUUGGUGAGUAACAUUGAAACAGCUAAAGGUGAUGCUUGUAACUAAGCCCAGAUAAGAAUGUGCAAGACUACCUAAGACCAGACAAGGUGGAGGAAUGCUAAACAAGGUUCAGUCAAGGAAAGUCCAAGCAUGGCUCAUCAAUGCCAGUUAAGGGUAGGCAAGUGUGGGUGGAGAUAAGCGAGACUGAGGAAGCAUAAACGAGGCUAAGCAUAACCAAUUAACGCUUAGCAAGAGCAAGACUAAAGUUGAUGAGCAGGACCAAAGUUUAAAUGGAAUUUGCUGUGUGUAUCUACACUCAUCUUGGCUCUAAUUGCUGUUAUUUCGCUCAGUUGGAUUGUCGUAGCAAAGCAGACCAAACAGCUAAUGCUAAAUGCUGUGGUAUUUGGACUGUCAAUGGUUUACCACUAAAGCCUCGUUUCCACUGAGCGGUCCAGGACGGUUUGGUUGGGUUCCAUUGUUAAAUGGAACUAUCAAACAGUUCUGACCUGUACCUCUUGAGGGCCCCAUCCGUUGUUGGUCCAUAGAAAAGGGACGGUUGGGGCAGAACUGCUGUAGCCACCCGCUGAUUGGCAGGAAGUGAUGACGACAUUAGAAAACGCCAGUACAGCGCUAAGCUAGUGUUUCCGUUUUCUCUUUUUUUCUUCUUAGACCGCAAUCUUUUUUCAAACAACAUUGAAUUCCUGUUUUAUACGAUGUUCAAAAAGUAAAGCAGGAAAAAGACGAGCUUAGCUGAGGCGAUACCAGUGGAAAGGCUCCUGAGGUAAGGAUGGAUAAGGCUGCUGCUUCUUCACUGCCUAGCCCUGUUGAAGGCAGCUUUGUGUGUUCAUGCUGUACGUUUUCUCAGUACCUGAAUAUUCACUUCAUAGGCAGCUUGGAAGGCUUUCAGGAAUGGGCUCGAUGAAGAUUCUGCAUAGUAUUCAUAAUAUUCAUGAGGAAGUUCUGAAUCGUCUCAGACAAACUCAGUGGAAGAGCUUCAUGAACAAAGCUAACUUAGUCAGGAUGACAACACAGACCCCUCAAGAGAGGCCAUAAUGUCAUUUUCAUUUGUAAUUUUGUAGCACAGCAAUACGAGGAGAUCACGUGAUGAAGAUGACAGCAUCACAAACCCACAGGCUCGGCUGAACUUAGGACACAGAAGAAGUUGGAGGCUGUUAGACAUUAAAAACUUUUUCAAGCAGCUCAAUAAAAUCAAAGAUUCAGCACAGCUGGAGGCUCAAUAUCCCAUCAGAUUGUUUUGUUUUUCAGAUUGUUCACCCUGUUUUUAUAACUUGAUAGAACCGCAGAAAAAGAUCAAAGCAAGACAAGUAGAAAAGACGGUUAAGCAAAGAAAAAGAUCUUCCACAAUUUCUAGUUUUUGUUUAUCUUAGCUGAUUUGAACCUUUUUGCAAUUUGAUUUUUUUUUUUUAUUUACCUGAAUCUAAAAGUGAGAGAACUGGAAGAGGCCAUAGACACAGAUACAAAACUCUAUGAACCUGAAAAGCAUUAGAGACAAAUGCAGGUGAGUUGUAUUUGAAAAUGUCCCACCAACAGAGUGAAGGUCGGGCCUAAAUGACCCGUGUUACUUAUCUAAACGUCCUGUUGGCGGGAAGCCGCGCUUCAAUGUUUGUGCUUUCUAUGUGAGGGAGACGGCUGUGGAAAUGCACAGAACUAGAACUUCAGAAACAGGAUGAGCAGCAAAGCUGAGGAUGUGGAAUGCAUGAGAGGUUUGAUCAUUCUUAUAAAUUCAACUUUAUUUUUUCUCUUCGAUUUUGAGUUUCUGGUCUCGUUCCUGACUAGCAGAGAAUAAAACAAAGAAUAUAGAAAAGUGGUCAAUGGAUGUCUGCUCUAAAUAUCUGCGUGCUGGGGUUGACUGAUCUGAACUGGACCUUUAGGAUGGAGCAGGGCUCUACAACCUCAGGCUCUCUUUGACCCCUCCAUUGUGGCUCUCUGAUAAAAGAAAACUCCUUUUUUUUAUUUCAAAAAGUAAAAUGUAAGUUAUAACAUUUGAACUUUAUUCGAUAGAUUCAAGAACAGUACGCGUCACUCCACGAUGGUUCUGACUACAGCGCCCAUAAUGCAGUUCGGAUUCAUAGUUUACCAAAGUCGAACAUUUUGACAGAUUUGUGAACGCCGUUAACCACAGAAAAUCAAUUUGAGAUCAGUAAGCACAACCAGAAUUUAAAACCAAACUUUCUAUUUUGAAUAAAUUCAAGGAAUUUUGAAGUUCACUUAAUGGUUCCAAAAAUAUGGUAAAGGCUGCUAAAUUAGCUCUGAUUUAAUUAUGGUUUGUUAGAUUUAUGAAUUUCUAGCAGAGAACAUAAAUAGUAAAAUAAACAGUGUAUUUUAUUGAAAUAUAUACAUUUAUUGCAUUGAGAUGAUCCAUUAAGACCAGUCUGUCGUUCAUAACAGAAUCAGUCUGUCACUGUGGACAUGAGCUGCACACUUCAGAGCCGAUUUCCUUGGUCUAACUGUGUUUGGAUGCAUGUUAGAAAAUGGACUUCUCAUCGGUUUUGGACUUGAGAGUACCCUUGACCCUUGAAGAGCAUGCAGACCUUCACUGGAACGUCCGGUCCAUUCUUAAAAGCUGGUCGUGACUUUGUUGGGGAGAACUGCUGGACAAAGUUCUGCAGCUGGCUCUGACUCGGACCGGUUCUGUUCUCUACAUACCUUUAUUCUGUCUUGACUGAAAGCUGCUGAUUUUGCCUUAAAGACAUGUAACUUUGGUUGUUUCUGGUCCACCAGUCCAACGUGGGGUUAGUACUACAAGCACAGUGUCUGUUUCUGUUCUGUUUGGUUGUGAACAGUUCCAGUUUUCUUUGUUCAGAGUGAAGAGAGGCUUUGAGCGUCUGAGCAAUCAUGGAUUCAUGUCAUCCGUAUGUUCAGAACCAAGGUCCACUCCUGCACAGUCCAACGCUCAGGCCUUUGUUCAACCAGACCGGUUUCCAGUGAGCCUUAGUGUACUGGUUUUGUGGCGUUCGCUAACAAUUGCAUGUUUUGUGGGUUCAUUCAGGUCUUCAGCAGAGCAGAGUGCAGAUAAAGCUUAAAGAGUACUGUAUUUUAUACCCAAACGUGAGUUGCUGAGUCUCAAGGUUUCUGUGUACUUUGUUCUUUUGUUCCUGGAGGAGGAAUUCUCCUGUCAGCAUCAUCAGCAUAAGCACAGUUCAACCUCAGCUGCAGAGCCUCUGCUGCCCCCUGCUGUCUGGGUGCACACAAUCAGAACACAGGAGCACAGGUUGUGUGUUGAUGCAGAACCCUGUCAAACCGGUGAAACCAGAAUUCAGAGAGGAAAGAGCUCAUCGUCACACCUGACUGAGCUCCACACGUCAUUCAGGCAGAAGACUAGCACAGAAAAACCCCACAGGAGACGCGGUGUGUAGCUGUCGUGCAUGUCUGUCCUCUACAGUUCAUGUCAGUGGAACGCCAGGCCGAUCAAGGUGGAGCAGAACCCACUCGUGUGUAGAAAUGUAAAUAUUACACAGAACAUUCAGACUGUGAAGUCCUCAGAGUUUGAUAAACAACAUCCAACAGAGUGAAAACAGAUAAAUGUGGUUUAUGUGAUGUACAAUAAUUACUACUGUUUAAGAAAAAGUGGUCUUUUAGUGAGUGGCUUUGUGUGAUUUAAGUCUGAAGAACUAAAGAUGCAUUCAGUAAGAAAAAGUACAUUUUCAUGGAAAAAUAAAUCACUGCUAAUUAAAAGAAGUGUAUAUAUGGAGUUUUUGUAAAUUUUUAUUUGGAUUUAAUGAGACCCAAAUUACCAACAUUGAUUCAAUAAAGUUCCCUGUGGUCAUU
Oryzias melastigma (Indian medaka) is the source of this 7935-nucleotide messenger RNA. It is a transcript of the gene xkr4, whose product is annotated as XK related 4. The coding region runs from base 392 to 2227 and encodes 611 amino acids. The record is from RefSeq and is a predicted model, not a curated record. The transcript is spliced from 4 exons. Gene Ontology annotation, biological process: engulfment of apoptotic cell; phosphatidylserine exposure on apoptotic cell surface; apoptotic process involved in development. NCBI's taxonomy places the organism in Eukaryota, Metazoa, Chordata, Actinopteri, Beloniformes, Adrianichthyidae. Gene Ontology annotation, cellular component: plasma membrane.